CGAAACAUCCAUCAUGCCCCGCGCUCUCGCUAAAGUAGGGGACCGCGUCAUCGCGGAGACAGCGACUUGGAAGACCGUGGAGAAUAACAUCUACUUUCCCCGCUCAGCAAUCAUCGAUGAUACCAUUUUGCAAGACUCCGAUCGUUCCACCUUUUGCCCUUGGAAAGGCUACGCCUCUUACUGGCAUCUGAGGGUGGACGGACAGACUCUUGAAAAUGCAGCGUGGUAUUACCGGGAACCCUAUGAUGCAGCGGCUGAUAUCAAGGAUCAUGUUGCUUUUUGUAAGUCAUUCCUGGUCCUGGUCCUU
This is a messenger RNA of Penicillium verrucosum, 307 nucleotides long. Its product is annotated as DUF427 domain-containing protein. The annotation marks the transcript as partial. NCBI's taxonomy places the organism in Eukaryota, Fungi, Ascomycota, Eurotiomycetes, Eurotiales, Aspergillaceae. The transcript is spliced from 2 exons. The record is from RefSeq and is a predicted model, not a curated record.